Molecule: messenger RNA, 987 nt
Organism: Carassius auratus (goldfish)
Lineage: Eukaryota; Metazoa; Chordata; Actinopteri; Cypriniformes; Cyprinidae
Product: type-1 angiotensin II receptor A-like
Exons: 1
Coding region: 1-987 (328 amino acids)
Biological process (GO): calcium-mediated signaling; positive regulation of cytosolic calcium ion concentration; regulation of vasoconstriction
Cellular component (GO): membrane; external side of plasma membrane
Molecular function (GO): angiotensin type II receptor activity; C-C chemokine binding; C-C chemokine receptor activity
Source: RefSeq, a predicted model, not a curated record
AUGGAGAACAAAACAUCAGGACUGAGUGAGGACCUCCAUGUGAAGUGCAACAUGUCUGGAAGACACAGCUUCAUCUUCACCUUCAUCCCUGUUGCCUACGUAUGCAUUUUCAUAAUCGGUAUCAUUGGCAAUAGCAUGGUGGUGGCUGUCAUCUACCGCUACAUGAAGCUGAAGUCAGUACCAAACGUGUUUGUGCUCAAUCUAGCUAUAUCAGACCUCACCUUCCUUAUCACACUGCCUUUGUGGGCCAGUUUCACAGCUAUGAGUUACCAUUGGCCAUUUGGCACCUUUCUGUGCAAGGCAAGUGCAGGAUUGGUCAUCUUCAACCUCUACACUAGCAUAUUCUUCCUCACCGCUCUUAGUAUUGACCGAUAUCUUGCGAUCGUACAUCCGUUGAGUUCCAGAUGCCAGCGCACGCUUUUCUAUGCUAACCUCACAUGUGUACUUAUAUGGCUGUUUGCCUUGCUCCUCAGUGCUCCUACAGCGCUAAGCCGGGAUGUGUACGACAUUGGGAACUCUACAUUGUGCGCUAUGUUGCACCACGGUGAGCAGAUUAACCUUCUUGUUACCCUUAGCGUGCUAAAAAGUGUGCUAGGUUUCCUUGUGCCUUUCCUCGUCAUCAUCACCUGCUAUUGCCUGAUCGGUCGGGCACUUCUGGUUUCCAAGGGUCUGUUGAGGAAAAGCGUUCGCUCUCGGGAAGAUGAAACUCUGCGUCUGAUAGCCGCUACUGUGCUAGCUUUCUUUGUUUGCUGGGCUCCUCACCAAGCUUUCCACUUCAUGCAUCUGCUGGCCAUGCUCGGCGUAGUGGAAAACUGCCAAACACUGGAUGUUAUUGACACAGCCAUACCAGUUACCAUCUGCAUCUCCUAUUUAAACAGUUGUGUAAACCCCAUUGUUUAUGGCUUUGUUGGACACAACUUUCGCAAGAACCUACUGAGGUUACUUGGAUGUGGGUCUGGACUAACUUUAGCAUCAGUUCAAAGAUGA